Messenger RNA from Aegilops tauschii subsp. strangulata, 636 nucleotides. RefSeq lists its product as uncharacterized. NCBI's taxonomy places the organism in Eukaryota, Viridiplantae, Streptophyta, Magnoliopsida, Poales, Poaceae. The record is from RefSeq and is a predicted model, not a curated record.
CUCCUACCCACCCCUCUCAAGAGCGUGCUGCCCUAACUGACGCCGUCGAAUUGUCUCAGGGGGAAAAAAAGUGACGCCGUCGAAGCGCGCGCCGCCGCACGCUCUCUCCCCGGCCGAGCCUCCGCCGCCGCCGCCUCUCCACAGCCCACGCGUUAAUAAUCCCUGGACGAUGGAGAUGAAUGCUGCGACAAGUCUAGAACCUAGAGCAAAGGCCACCCUGGUUCUCGGAGGGGAAUCGUUCACAGUCAGCUCCGAGUCGGGUGCCCUGUCGGAGCAGCUGGCGGCGAUGAGGGAGAAGAGCAUGGUGAUCCUCAAGGAGUACAUCACCAAGCACAACGUCCCAAACGAUGUCCCUGAUGAAUCCAUCGAGGGCCCAUCGGAUGAGGAGGGUGAGGCACUUGCUAAAAACCCGCCCAAGAAAUCAAAGAAGCAGAAGUGAUUGUCCUAAAUCUCAUCUGAUUUAUCGUGUUCUUUCUUAGGCCCCUCUUGCAAAGAUCCGAGAACAUGCUGUUACCCCUUGCUAGCUGUUCCGUUGACACAGAAAAACCAAAUUAUUCUUAUGCGCCCCUGCACUAGCUGCUUGUGUAACAAACAAAUCGCUGUGUGCAAGCGAUGCUCAAUGUUGUUAUCCGAUAA